AUGGCAGUUAGUGUACAGUUAAUAACAUUAUGUAUAAUAUUAAUUGUACCAGAUCUUUAUGGUCAUACCACAACUCUUCAACCAAAAGGCAAUGAUACCAUCAAUAUAGCAUUUUUCUUACACAUCAGUAACCAUGGUGAAGGGAGGCGAUAUGGUGGUGCAUUUUUCAAAGCCUUGGAUGAAGUGAACAGCGAAUAUGACAAUUUGAACUUUACAUACACUUUUGGUGAUCCUAUGGGUCAAUCAUGGGUAGCUCUAAAACAUAUUGCAGAUCUUUAUUGUGAUAAGAGUACUUCUGCUUUAAUUGGACCAGAUGGGUAUUGUGCUUCAGCCGCUUUAGCAGCAAAAGCUUUUGAUUUACCAUAUAUUGCUUAUACUUGUCAUGAUGCUUUACCUGAAGAUCAAUACGGUGUUUAUACAUUUGUCAGUACAGAACCAUCAACUUACAAAGUUUCUAAGUUUAUUAUCUCGGUAUUUGAUCAGUUCAAAUGGAAUACUUUUACUAUAAUAAGUAGUCAUGAGCUAAAAUGGCGAGAUACAGCUCGAGGAUUAGAAGAUUUAGCAAUACUGAACAAUAUCCGUGUAAAUAAUAUAACCUACUCUUCAGAAAUCGACUUCUUUCACCCUUUAGCAACAAAGAACAAUCGUUUUGAUGAUGUUUUAAAAGAUACCUUACAGAAGACUAGAAUCUAUGUAUUUUUGGGAGAUUAUCAAGCUUUAAUAGAGUUUGCAAGAGAAAUGUAUGAUAAAUUAGGCGAGAAGAGAAAAGAUUAUGUAUUAAUUGGUGUUGAUGAUAGACAACCAGUUACUAACCACGAUGAAUAUUUUAUGCACAAUCCGUUAGAAUUGAAUAAAGUAACACCAACUAAGGAAUAUUUAGAUCCUUUCCGUAAUGUAUUAAUACUGACGUUAAGACCAACAACUAAUAAGAAUUGGACGAGUUUCUUGGAAUCAAUCCACGAGCGAAAUAAACUUCAUCCUAUCUAUUAUCCAAUACCACCCCCGUUUCUAAAAGAGAAAAUCCCUGAUAUACCUAUUAAAGUAGCCUACCUGUAUGAUGCUGUCAAGAUUUAUGCAAGAGCUCUAAAUGAAACGUUGGCUAGUGGUGGUGAUAUCACAAAUGCUUCACAAGUCAUCAGUAAACUUCGUGGUCGGUCAUAUAUAAGUAUUCAAGGUUUCUCUGUGUAUAUUGAUAAACAUGGUCAGAAUGAAGGUAAUUAUUCAUUGAUGGGUAUUAAGUUAGAGAAUGGACAAGCUGUUAGUCAAAUGAUUGCUGUAGCAGAUUUCGCCAGGUCAACUAAUAAUUCAAUACCGAUGAUGUUACCAAGUUCUAUAAAUGAAAUAAGUUGGUUAUCUGGAGGACCACCACCUAGUCAACCAGAAUGUGGAUUUCAGGGUGAAAAAUGUAACACGAAUUGGGAAUUGGUGGUAAUUGGAAGUGUUUUAGCAGCAGCUGUUAUAGUCCUGUUAGCGUUUGGUUUGGUCAUAUUGAGAGUCUCAAAAUAUUACCGUUAUGAAAAGAAGUUAGCCAGUUUAUUAUGGAAGAUUGAUAAAGAAGAUCUGAGAUUUGUAGAUUCUGUCAGAGAUUUCUAUUCACCCGCAAGACAAAGGAAGAAAGUUUAUAGUCCGUGGAAGUUUUUACUAUCUGGUGAUAAUGAGAGUGAUAAAAGAUCUUCAAUGAAAGCAAAACAAAGUAACACACAUGUUGGUUCAUACCGUGGUACCAUUGUAUUUAUUAAACAAGUUACCAGAAGAAAUUUAGAUGUAAAUAGAGAAAUGAAAAAACAGUUACAGUUACGGAAAGAAUUAAGCCAUGAUAAUAUUAACAGAUUUAUUGGUGCUUGUAUUGAAUUGCCUGAAGUGUAUAUAGUAACACAGUAUUGCCAGCGUGGUAGCCUACAGGAUAUAUUAGCCAAUGAAGAUUCAACAUUAGAUGACAUGUUUGUCAGUUCAUUAGUGGCAGAUCUAAUUAAGGGAAUGGUGUUUAUACAUGAUAGUAAUAUUAUAUCUCAUGGUAAUUUAAGAUCCAGUAAUUGUCUGGUUGAUAGUAGAUGGGUUUUACAGAUAUCAGAUUUCGGUCUGCCAUCAGUCUUUAAUCAACCUGCUAAUGCCAAAGAUGACAAUUAUUAUGAUAAAUUAUUAGUUAAAGCGCCAGAAAUAUUAAGAAAUCCCCAACAUCAUCACCCACGAGGCACACAAAAAGCUGAUGUUUAUGCCUUUGCCUUUAUUAUCUAUGAGAUGUAUGUGAGAAAGGGACCGUGGGGAGAUAUUAAUAUGGAUCCACCGGAAAUAGUACGACAGUUGAAAAUGGGCAGUAAAUUAAUACCAUUUAGACCUAAUACUCACCAAAUGACAUGUGAAUCAUAUAUAACCAAUUGUAUUCAAGACUGCUGGACAGAAGACCCAGAAAUGAGACCGGAUUUCAAAACUGUUAGAAACCGACUCAAACCAAUGCAUCAGGGAUUGAAAGCAAAUAUCUUUGAUAAUAUGAUAGCAAUGAUGGAGAAAUAUGCAAAUAAUUUGGAAGCCCUGGUAGCCGAGCGAACAGAACAACUAUCGGUGGAAAAGAAAAUGACGGAGAACCUACUGUUAAGAAUGCUACCACGACCAGUUGCAGAGCAAUUAAAACGAGGUAAUCCAGUAGUACCAGAACAAUAUGAAUGUGUCAGUAUUUAUUUUAGUGAUAUUGUUGGUUUUACAGCCCUCUCUGCAGCUAGUACUCCUAUGGAGGUUAUUGAUAUGUUAAAUGAUUUGUACAGUUUAUUUGAUUCUAUUAUUGAACAUUAUGAUGUAUAUAAAGUUGAAACUAUUGGUGAUGCCUAUGUUGUUGUUAGUGGAUUACCAAUUAGAAAUAAAGAUAAUCAUGCAGGCGAAAUAGCUUCAAUGUCCCUUAAUUUAUUGGCUGGAUUGAAAACGUUCCGAUUACGACAUCAGCCCGAUUCUUCAGUACGGAUUAGAAUCGGUAUUCACUCUGGACCAUGCUGUGCUGGUGUUGUUGGUCACAAAAUGCCGAGAUAUUGUUUAUUUGGUGAUACAGUCAAUACAGCGUCCAGAAUGGAAUCUACAGGAGAAGCAAUGAAAAUACACUGCAGUCAGGAAUUAAAGACUAUACUGGAUAAGUUAGGAGGGUAUUAUUUAGAGGAACGAGGCUAUAUAGCAAUGAAGGGAAAAGGUGAAAAAUUGACUUACUUUUUGGUGGGAGAAGACAAGAGCCACAGAAUUCGUAGAAUUUCAGUGGACCAAUUGUCUAAUGAUCGACCCAUUAGUGAUAAAAUGCCAGAAAUAGUCGAAAUCAUUUCCCCGAAUAAUGUUUUAUAUAAAAAUGGAGACGUUCGUAAAAACGCAUCUUCGCUGAAAGGAAUUGAAAGCAAAGAUUCGGAAGUGAAGUCAGAUUCGAAUAAUAUAAAUUCUAACUCAAAAGACUUCCCUAGUCGUGAAAUUGUUCGACGUCAUACAAUGAACUGUCCGUCGUUCCCGUCACGUGAUAGUUCACCAUGUGAUUCUCAGUGCAGCGAGUGUGAACAGAUAGCAUUUACAAUCAUUGAUGAUCCCAAUGAACGGAAGUGCCUCUUGAAAACAAACCCCGCCAAAAAGUGCCAAAAGUUAAAGAAACAUAACUCUGAAAUAGCUAGACCACCACCAACGUAUGAGGAAACUAAUAACAAAAAUGGUGCUCUUCCAGAAAGUUUAGUGUAG
Lottia gigantea (owl limpet) is the source of this 3696-nucleotide messenger RNA. RefSeq lists its product as hypothetical. The transcript is spliced from 20 exons. The record is from RefSeq and is a predicted model, not a curated record. NCBI's taxonomy places the organism in Eukaryota, Metazoa, Mollusca, Gastropoda, Lottiidae. Gene Ontology annotation, molecular function: ATP binding; protein kinase activity; peptide receptor activity. Bases 1 to 3696 code for a protein of 1231 amino acids. Gene Ontology annotation, biological process: protein phosphorylation; intracellular signal transduction; receptor guanylyl cyclase signaling pathway.